CGGCGCCGCCGCAUCCGGGGCUCGGGCGGGCGGGUGACGUCAGCGCUAUAAAGGGCCGCAGCGCCUUUGUUCGCCUCCAUUGCGCAGUUGCGGCUCGGCGCGGGCGGAGGUCAUUUACGGCAUCAAAAUGGUUGAAGCAGAUCGUCCUGGGAAGCUGUUCAUUGGGGGCUUGAACACAGAGACUAAUGAGAAAGCCCUCGAGGCUGUAUUUGGCAAAUAUGGACGCAUUGUGGAAGUCCUUCUGAUGAAAGAUCGGGAAACCAACAAGUCCAGAGGAUUUGCCUUUGUCACAUUUGAGAGUCCAGCAGAUGCAAAAGAUGCUGCCAGAGAUAUGAAUGGAAAGUCAUUAGAUGGGAAAGCAAUUAAAGUGGAACAAGCAACCAAGCCAUCCUUUGAGAGUGGUGGUAGGCGUGGGCCGCCACCCCCUCCCCGAAGCAGAGGUCCUCCCAGGGGCCUUAGAGGCGCAAGAGGCGGAAGUGGCGCGAGAGGACCACCUUCAAGAGGGAGUCACUUGGGGUCUUCUCGAGGGCCACUUCCCAUGAAGAGAGGUCCACCUCCACGAAGUGGAGGCCCUCCACCUAAAAGAUCGGCACCUUCGGGACCAGUGCGUAGCAGUAGCAUGGGAGGAAGAGAUCUGGACUGCUUCUCUUCAGCUCCUGUGUCACGUGGAAGAGAUGGUUAUGGUGGUCCUCCACGCAGAGAACCAAUGCCAUCACGGAGAGAUGUCUACAUGUCUCCAAGAGAUGAUGGCUAUAGCACUAAAGAUGGUUAUUCAAGCAGAGAUUACCCCAGUUCUAGGGACACACGGGACUACGCGCCACCUCCACGAGACUAUGCUUAUCGUGACUAUGGUCAUUCCAGUUCACGUGAUGAAUACCCCUCCAGGGGAUAUAGUCUUUCCUCCUAUAGCGAUCGUGAUGGAUACGGUGGUGGACGUGACAGAGACUACUCGGAUCAUCCAAGCGGAGGCUCCUACAGAGAUUCAUAUGAGAGUUAUGGUAACUCACGUAGUGCUCCACCUGCACGAGGGCCCCCGCCAUCAUAUGGUGGAAGCAGUCGGUAUGAUGAUUACGGCAGCACACGAGAUGGAUAUGGAAGCCGAGAAAGUUACUCAAGCAGCAGAAGUGAUGUCUACUCAAGUGGCCGUGAUCGUGUCGGAAGACAAGACAGGGGUCUCCCCCCCUCCAUGGAAAGGGGCUACCCACCUCCUCGAGAUUCUUACAGUAGUUCAAGCCGCGGAGCACCCAGAGGUGCUGGCCGUGGCGGAAGCAGAUCCGAUAGGGGUGGAGGCAGAAGCAGAUACUAAAAACACUCUUAAACUUUUGGACCAAGACAGAUUACUUCUCAAACGUGGAAGUUGUUCUAUCUUUACUACCAGAGGACUACUAAAAGGAAAAGUUGUUUUUAACCUUUUUUUAUUGUUGCCUGUUAAGUUUUCCCCUCCAUGACUUUAUGCUUUUGUGAAGCAAAGUUCAAACAAUGUUUAAUUUCAUUUCAAAAUUGUUAACAUUUCUUUCAGAAAGCAGAUGUUAAAUGUAUAAACUUGAGCUGUGUACUAGUGUUGUAAUUUUCAAAGUAAAGUUUCCCUGAAAUGCCACACUUCCCAUCUGAUUUUCGUCAUGAAUGGAAAAAGCAGUUCUUAAGAUCUUCCACACAACAUCCAACCAUCUAACAUGGAGAUGGAUUGUUCUACAUGUUCAGCAUCUCAUUCUGAAAGUAUUGCUUGUGAUUUGGAGGGUGGUGGGGAUGAUUCCACACAAAGCUCAGUUGUGCCUAGAAUUUGAAGUCACAGUGUUCCCAGUACUAAAUGCCUUCAGAUCCUUGUGUAAAGGAAAAGAGGAUUUCAUUCACUUAAUCUGAAAAAGCAAGUGGAUAAUACUAUUUUCUGCCUUCCUCCUGUUUCAUAGGGAGUUUAAAAAGAUCUCCCUUCCAAAUAAGUCAUGUACAUUUAAGUCAGCUACAGACUACUGUUUAAAAAACAAACAAACCCCACAAACCAUUGACCAAUUCCAUCAAAGAAGCUGCAAAACGAUGCUUACUCAUACUGUUUCAAAUUUUUGCAACUCUGUAGUGUUUCACUUUUAAAGGAACAUCUUUGAUUCCAAAGGAGAAAAUAAGAUAAGCAAAGAAGUCUUUCUCUCCAACUUCUCAAAGGCUUAUGGCUUCCUAAAAACAAGUGAAUCUUUCAGCAUUCCACAGCUGAUUUAAAGCAUCAAAUGCCUGUGAAACAGCAAAGAUGUUGCAGGGUGAUAACUUCCAGAAGGUACCAUUGGAAUAUAAUGCUGGUUCAUCUGCGAUGAUGGCAGAGAUGAGUGGUGCCUGUGCCAGUGCAUAAGUUACGGUGCCUAGAAGGUGGCAGUGCAGCAGUGGAUAUGCUUUGGAAAAUGGAAGGAUAACAAAACACAACUGCUAACAGCCUGGAUUUUGAGUGUGGUGUUGCCCACCAUUUGUUCUAGAGGGUUAUGUUAGCAUUCAGGAGUUGCCUUUGAAAGUAGCACUACUAAUCUCUUGGAUAUACAGAAAAAUUCUGGUGGAAGCCAAGUGCUGUGUGCCAUAGCUGACAUCAUCCCAGAGUCCAGAGGGAGCCCACGGGCUGGUCAGCACACACACAGCAGUACGUUCUGCAGCAGAGAAGUACUUGGGUUGCCCUUCACACAUGUGCUUGCCAUUUAAUGCUGAAAAAAAGAGCAAGUUGUACAGAAAUUAGUCUUGGUCCUCUAAAACACAGAGGACUAAGGUGUUACAAGUUCUUCUUCACCAAGAAACCAUUAAAAAUUCUAUAUUCUUACAUUAACAGUUCUGUCCAGGCCUUCUGGAUGAGAGGAAGGAAGUGUUGAUAUACUGAGGCAAUGUUAGUGAUAAAUCCCCAGAAUAAUUAGUGUGGUGUAUGUACUCCAGACAGCACUGCAUCCUCCCUUGCAAGUAGGUGCUUUCUUCAAAACUUUGCCUAGGUUUUGAUGUGUUUUUAUCUUGGAUACAUGUUGUUGUGCCAGUGUUUGUGAGAAGAAUGCUCAGGCACUGGUACUUCACGUAGAAAACACUUAACUUCAGAUCGACUGAAGUACUUAAAACAAUCACUGAUAAUAAAGUUUAUACUGACUUUUGUGAUA
This is a messenger RNA of Chiroxiphia lanceolata (lance-tailed manakin), 3110 nucleotides long. It is a transcript of the gene RBMX, whose product is annotated as RNA binding motif protein X-linked. Gene Ontology annotation, molecular function: RNA binding. Gene Ontology annotation, cellular component: spliceosomal complex. Lineage: Eukaryota; Metazoa; Chordata; Aves; Passeriformes; Pipridae. The coding region runs from base 128 to 1306 and encodes 392 amino acids. The transcript is spliced from 11 exons. The record is from RefSeq and is a predicted model, not a curated record. Gene Ontology annotation, biological process: positive regulation of mRNA splicing, via spliceosome.